This is a messenger RNA of Acyrthosiphon pisum (pea aphid), 1376 nucleotides long. Its product is annotated as androgen-dependent TFPI-regulating protein-like. Lineage: Eukaryota; Metazoa; Arthropoda; Insecta; Hemiptera; Aphididae. Gene Ontology annotation, cellular component: membrane; endomembrane system. The transcript has 6 exons. The record is from RefSeq and is a predicted model, not a curated record. Bases 302 to 1030 code for a protein of 242 amino acids.
GCGCGAUGCGUUUAAAUCGGAAUAAAACAUCAACCGACGCGGAUUAAAAAAACACACACAACACGACUACUACACAACAAACUGGUCUGUCCCCACUGCUCAUUCUUACGAACCGCGAGAGGAGCGGCUGAACGUGAUCUGCUUCUGAGUACGUUUGCGCGGCGGCGGCAGUGACGUACGAUCACUCGCACAACCGCGAACACGGUUCACCGACACCGGCCUAAUAAUACUGUGUGGUAUAUUUUCACUUGGUUUCGGCACCGACGACGACGACGACUACAAUACACUCGCAGGUGUUGAAAUGUCAGUUUAUCCGAUACUGUUGCACGCAGGCGCGUGCUUGUGGUAUGUUUUCUUUUGGAACAACUUCUUAAACAAUGGCAGUGGUAAAAAAGAGAGCGACUGGGAUCCUAGGUACCGAGACAUACAUGAAAUGGGAACUAGGUUUCUCACCAAUUGGAAUCUAUUUAUUCAGACGCUGUUCUUCGGCGGUUGUUUGUUUCAUGAUUUAAUGAAAAUACUGAAUGGUCCCAACUGGUUGAAAUUAGGUUCGAAAUUUCAAACUAUACUCUCGCUGAGUUUUUCGUCGAUAUUACUGCCAACUGGAAUUUUUGUUUGUGUCACAUUUUGGGCAAUGUAUGCUUACGAUCGUGAAGUUAUCUACCCAAAAAUAGUGGAUAAUUACAUACCGUAUUGGCAAAAUCAUGGAAUGCACACAAUUAUUUUACCUCUUUUGUUGGCUGAAUUAUUUACUACUAGACAUAAGUUCCCUUCGGUCACAGCUUCAAUGUCGAUAUUUUUGGGAUUCGGGAUUUGCUACGGACUCGUUUUUUUGGGAACGUACGUGGAAAAAGGACGUUGGGUAUACCCCUUGUUCGGCCUGUUUAGCUUCCCGAUUUCAUUGGGUAUUAUGGCUGUUUUAUUUUUCAAACUAAUGUCAUUUUUAUUUGUUGGUAUAUUCAUCCAAAACAUGUACUGGGGAAAAGAAGAAAAGAAACGACAUCGAAAAUCUGUUAAGAAAUCAUCCUAAUACAAAAUAGUACAAAUAAUAUCAUGUAUUUUUUCAAAAAAAAAAAAAUAUUAUAAUUUAAUAAAAUGUUCAUAACUACGCAUAUUUAUUUAUUUUAUUUUAUUUAUUAUUAAUAGUAAUAUUAUAGUUUGCACAUUAUGAUUCAAAAUGUCAUGUUAUAAUAAAUAUUAAUGUUGUUAAUUUUAAUUUUUUAGUAUACAUAUAGCAUUUAGUAUAUUAUACCUAUACCUACUAUUUUAAAUGUAUAUAAUGUUAUUUUUAUACUUUUUUGUUGUUAGCAUGUGUAUUUAAAUGUGUUCAUGUUUUUGUUACAGUUAUUCCAGAAAAUAAAUGCUCUAUGAAAUAA